This is a messenger RNA of Penicillium brevicompactum, 939 nucleotides long. RefSeq lists its product as uncharacterized. The coding region runs from base 1 to 939 and encodes 312 amino acids. The record is from RefSeq and is a predicted model, not a curated record. The transcript has a single exon. NCBI's taxonomy places the organism in Eukaryota, Fungi, Ascomycota, Eurotiomycetes, Eurotiales, Aspergillaceae.
AUGCUACUUGGAGCCAAUAUUGAAGGAGACCUCAAGAUCGCUUGCUUUGUUGGGGGAGUCACAAGUGUCCCGAGGCCCAGCUAUUCCACAUUCGACUCAGUUAUUCCAUACCUCACAUACAAUCCACAUUGCUCUGCAAGUUUUAAGAGGAGGGAAGAAAAGAAGCGGUCUUGGCAAAAAAGGGUCUCCGCAGGAGAGUCUCUAAAGGAGACGGCUCGCGAAGAUGCUACUUGGAGCCAUUACAUAGGAGACCUCAAGACUGUUUGCUUUGGUGGUGAAAUCAUUCUUGCUUUGCUGAGAUCUUCGAAGUCCAUCCGUCGAUGGCAUCCUCCACAAGUCCAUCCGUCGAUGGCAUCCUCCUCCACAAGUCCAUCCGUCGAUGGCAUCCUCCUCCACAAGUCCAUCCGUCGAUGGCAUCGUCCACAAGUUCAUCUUCCGGCGAUCACAUUCAAUUCAAUCAAUCAACAGUCUAUCAUUUCAUCAUGCCAGGGACUUCAAGAGGAGGAAAGAAAAGAAGCGGUCUUGGCAAAAAGGGUCUCCGCAGGAGAGUCUCUGAAGGAGACGGCUCGGGAAGAUGCUACUUGGAGCCAUUACAGAGGAGACCUCAAGACCGCUUGCUUUGGUGGUAAAUCACAAUCGUCCCUCGGCUCGUCCCUCGGCUCGCUCACCGAUGAAUCAAUUCCUCCGCCAAAUCUCACAUCACACCACUCGGCACCUGCGACGGGGCAGGCUUCAGCUUCGGCACAAUCGACACAUCCUCUCUCUCAUUCCUUCACGUCCUUGCACCACUUGAUCAAUUUCCGCGACGAGAUUCCACUUUUCUUGUCAUGCCAAGUCUGGUCCUCGGGCGCUCCGUGUGAAGUUCAGUCACUACGAUUUUUUCACGUCUACUACUACUUGUCUCCAAUUUCAGCUGUCUGCAUUGAUGAAAUGUUAUGA